AUGUCAACUCCAGCCAGAAGAAGAUUAAUGAGAGAUUUCAAGAGACUCCAAAAUGAUCCACCCGCAGGAAUCAGUGGAGCACCAAUGGAAAACAAUAUAUUACAGUGGCAAGCAGUCAUCUUUGGACCAGAAGAUACUCCAUGGGAAGGAGGAACCUUUAAAUUAUCUCUACAGUUUUCAGAAGAAUAUCCAAACGAUCCACCCCAAGUCAAAUUUUUAUCAAAGAUGUUCCAUCCAAACGUUUAUACUGACGGUGCUAUCUGUCUUGAUAUUUUACAGAAUCAAUGGUCACCAAUUUAUGAUAUUGCUGCUAUUUUAACUUCAAUUCAAUCUUUAUUAUGCGAUCCAAAUCCAAAUUCACCAGCCAAUUCAGAAUCAGCGAGAUUAUUCAGAGAAAACAAGAGAGAGUACAAUCGUAAAGUAAAGGAAGUUGUAGAACAAAGUUGUAAAAAGUAUCAUAGUUUUGAGUAUUUUCGUAAUUAG
Messenger RNA from Heterostelium album PN500, 483 nucleotides. It is a transcript of the gene rad6, whose product is annotated as ubiquitin-conjugating enzyme E2. The transcript is spliced from 4 exons. The coding region runs from base 1 to 483 and encodes 160 amino acids. Gene Ontology annotation, cellular component: HULC complex. The record is from RefSeq and is a predicted model, not a curated record. Gene Ontology annotation, molecular function: ubiquitin conjugating enzyme activity. Lineage: Eukaryota; Evosea; Eumycetozoa; Acytosteliales; Acytosteliaceae. Gene Ontology annotation, biological process: DNA repair; protein polyubiquitination; proteasome-mediated ubiquitin-dependent protein catabolic process.